Molecule: messenger RNA, 414 nt
Organism: Pieris macdunnoughi
Lineage: Eukaryota; Metazoa; Arthropoda; Insecta; Lepidoptera; Pieridae
Source: the annotation of a GenBank genome assembly
AUGUUGCAACUCCCAGAUCUCCGUCGUGAUGGCUUCGAAACUGAGCCACCCUUAUUCCGCUGUCUUGUGGCUGAACAAAUAAAUGAUCGUAACAAGGAAUUGGUGGGAUACGCUCUGUACUUUUCGUCGUACUCGACUUGGCAGGGUCGUGCCUUGAUGCUACGGGACAUCUUCAUAAAAGAGCGAUGUAGGAAACAGGGCGUCGGCAAGAAACUCUUCAACGCAGUCGCUAAGGUAGCGUCUUCAUCUGGUUGUUCCCGUCUGGAGUUCCACGUGUUAGGGUGGAACGAUGCUCGGUCGUUUUACGAGUCACGUGGUGCAAGGGACCUGACUUCAGCCGAGACCUGGCGUUACUACCGCCUUGAUGAUGACGCCCUCCAUGCGGCUGCUAGGGAAGCUGACAUAAUACAUUGA